This is a messenger RNA of Ictalurus punctatus (channel catfish), 2826 nucleotides long. RefSeq names its product hydroxycarboxylic acid receptor 2-like. Gene Ontology annotation, cellular component: membrane. Gene Ontology annotation, molecular function: G protein-coupled receptor activity. The record is from RefSeq and is a predicted model, not a curated record. NCBI's taxonomy places the organism in Eukaryota, Metazoa, Chordata, Actinopteri, Siluriformes, Ictaluridae. The coding region runs from base 9 to 980 and encodes 323 amino acids. Gene Ontology annotation, biological process: G protein-coupled receptor signaling pathway. The transcript has a single exon.
CUGCCAAUAUGUCAAACUCCUCGGUUUGUUGUGCUUUUGAGUCCCCCACUUUAAAGCAGGUCCUCCCCCCUGUACUGUUUAUAGAAUUCAUUUUUGGCCUCACAGGGAAUGUUAUGGCCCUUGCCAUGUUUGCUUUACACAUGGAGAGCUGGAAGCCUAACUCCAUCUACCUGGCACAUCUGGCUGUGGCCGACUCAGUGGUGCUGUUCUGCCUGCUAUUCAGAGCCGACUACUACCGCAGGGGCCAGAACUGGAUCUUUGGAGAUGCCUUCUGCCGCAUCCUGCUCUUCCUCCUUGCAGCGAACAGGGCCGCUGGCAUCUUCUUCCUCACUGCUGUGGCUGUCGACCGUUACCUGAAAAUUGUGCAUCCACUUCAUCGCAUAAAUCGGAUGAACCUGAGUUACGCCAUGUGGGUCUCUGCAGGCUUAUGGGCAGUUAUUAUAGCCAUGACAGCCUACUUGCUGGGCUCACCACACUUUUUCAUCGUCGGCAGCCACAUUCAGUGCGAGAGCUUCAACAUAUGCUUGGACAACGGUCCGCUUUCAAUAUGGCACAACACCUUUUAUGUGCUCCAGUUCUGUGUGCCAGGCAGCAUCAUCAUCUACUGCACAGCCUGUAUUACAUGGCAGCUGAAAACCAAGACAAUGGACACCACAGGCAAAAUCAAGAGGGCUGUCCAGUUCAUUUUUGUUGUUGCCAUGGUGUUCCUUGUCAGCUUCUUUCCAAGCACUGCCUCACGGGUCGCUGUUUGGAUCCUGAAGGCCUGGUACCAGGAGUGUUCAUACUUCAGUGAGGCAAAUCUGGCAUUUUAUACUUCAGUCUGCUUCACCUAUUUAAAUAGUAUGCUAAAUCCUCUGGUUUACUACUUUUCCACUCCUGCAUUCAGUGGUAUCAUCCAGAAAUUUUUCAGGAGACUUACAGGGCAAAAAGAAGAGGUGACUUCAGGGAACACAAGUGUGUCUACAGUAGCAAGUGAAUAAAGUAAAUGUAAACAAAAUAUGUGGAAAAUGUUGUUACCUGAUAGGUGCAUUUUGUUAUAGUGAUCAUUCAAAUUGUUAUGAUGUGUAUAUAUAACAGCUUUUCAUAGUUCAGUUUGCCAAAGACAAAAAAUAACAACCAAUACUGUACUAUUUACCAUUUUGGUGGGACAGAACAAAUGGUAGAAAUAAUAACUCGGUAGACCACUACAUUUAUACUAUAAGGAAAUACUGGAUGUGUUCAACAUCAUGUGACAUGUGAAUUCAUAUUGACUUGCAAAGUGUCUGACUGCAUGCCAAGCUUAACAUCAAUGAGACAGUUUGCAUAUCUUGUCAUUUAUGUAAAUCUUAUUACUUUGAACCAAAAAUGUAAAAGUAGUGACUUUCCCUUCUAGGAAAAGUGUUUGUUCCAGAAUAAGAAGGCUGAUUAUUUUAUAGGUAGUUUAUUAAUUCUGUAGGAGCAUGUAAACAAAAAUUGUAAUCUACCAACUUUUGUGAGAAGAAAAAUUGAUAUAAAAUUCCGCAUACAUGUUUGUACCUAUUUCACACUGAGCACCAAAUAUGAGAACCUUGUAGCAUGAAUGUUCAAUUAAUAGGCCAAAUUCUGCUACUCAAACAUGGGCUCAUGAGAAUGCAAAUUAAUGUCCAUUCUAUGAAUGCGCAGCAACACUACAGUACACUUGUGCAUGCUAAUACUCUUUGUUUCUGUAAGGGUUCUUGGUUAAAUUUAAUAAAUAGUCACAAACAUGUAGGUCAAUAAUGCAUGGAUCAUAUUACACAUACUACUGUAUAACUUAAACAAUUGAAACUGGUUUUCAUUUGAAAUUGACAAUUUGCUGUUAAUGAUCUUAUUUCCUGUCUGAUAAAAAUGCCCCAUUAAACCUCAAUCUCUUCCACAUGUGAAGGUCAUCUGUGGUUGAUACACAUAGAUUAAACCAUUAUAAAUUUGCAUAUUUUGCAUGUGCAUUGCAUCAGAAAGUGUGUGUGUGUGUGUGUGUGUGUGUGUGUGUGCAAGAAGAAAUGGUUAGAGUAUGCCUUAUAUUUUAUUGCUUAGACCCAGUAAACUAAUAUAAUAUUAAAAUUUAUUAAAUUAUUUAAAUUAUUUCUCUUAUUUGGAAUUAAAUACAGAAAUACAGAUUUAUUGUUCUGUAAUUAUUGGAAAGCUAUUGAAAUUUAAAUUUAAAAAAACAAUGGAGUACUAAAUAAUUUAUCUUGUGUACUUGCACUCUUAGUAGCUGGAGAGCAGUUCAAACCAAAAAGUCCGAGACCACAUUGAAAAUCUGGGAUGUUUUUUACUAGUUGGAAAUAAACACAAGGAUUUAGAAUUUUUUAAAUAUUUAAAACAAAGAAAUUAAAUGUUCAAUAUCUUUCUGCACUAUUUCUAGGCCCUAAUUUAAUUUUGAGCAAAUUUGUGAUAUUUACCAUGUUAACUGCUUUGUACAAAUUUCCUCAUGCCUAAUCUCUUCUAUUGAAGCAUGUGUUCAGACAAUACUCUGAUGGAUUUGAUGUAAACUGGAUCAUACGUUUUUGCACAAACUUGUGGAGUCCAUGCCAGCUCGAGUGCACACUGUCAUUAAUGCAAAAAUGGGAUGUAUCAAAUACUAAGAAACUGGGAAAUUCACAUAAAUAUUUCAAAGGUUCUACUUUUCACUCAAGAUUUUGCUACACAAAUCAUUUGUAAUGAAAAUUGCUGUAUUAAUUGCUGUAUUAAUUUAGAAAAAAAAAUGCAAAGUAGAAGCAUUUUCACUAGUAGACUACUAGACCCCACUGUAUCUACUGAUCUUAUGGUGAUGUAGAAGCCAUUGUUUCAUCUCUAGGUAGGAUGCUGAUAUAGUUAUUGGAAUGUCAU